AUGUGGAGUCGCCUUUUGGGUCAUGGGGUUUUUGUUUUACCGGGAGACAUGGCUCCUUUUUUCGUCCGCCUCCACCUGGACUCUUACUUCACGCUCUGCUUUCGCUUCCCAUGUAACGCAAAGGCGCGGGGGCAUUAUGUACGAUGCCGCAGGGGGCGGGUUGCUGGGCACAUUCGUGUUCACAUGACUGGCGCAGUUCCGUUAAGCUUAGAACGACCAACGCGGCUGGCAUCUUCUCAAAAGAGCGUGGCGUUGGGGCGCUCCCCCGAAUUUGCUCGGGAAGGUAAUGCAGUACAAUUUCUUCAUCGUGACGAGGCGGGUUGUCUUCGGUCUCUUUGCUGGCUCACCGAUGUGGGCGUACAGUCUCGUCCUUCCCGAGAAGUUUUUCGUGCAGCACUGACCUCUCUGGACAGGGAAAUUUUACCACUCGUCAGAGCGCCGAAAUGUAAUGCCGUCGAAACUUCAGGAAGCCAAAUCGUUACUACUCCUUGA
Molecule: messenger RNA, 492 nt
Organism: Trypanosoma brucei brucei TREU927
Lineage: Eukaryota; Euglenozoa; Kinetoplastea; Trypanosomatida; Trypanosomatidae
Exons: 1
Coding region: 1-492 (163 amino acids)
Source: RefSeq, a predicted model, not a curated record